UUUUCCUCCUUUCCCCUCGCCGCUUCCCCAACCUGCCAGCUCGGAGGGGGGCGAGCCGGGGCCCCCCUCGCCCCAGGACCCCCCAAGCAGCGCCGAGCGGGCGCUCCGCACUCGCCGUCUCCCCGCGCGUGUGUGUGGGUGCGAGCGUGGUGCCUGUCAAGGGGCCGUUUACUCUCCCCACCCUCCUCCUCCUCCCUUCUUUCCAAAUAUGCUUUUUGCAAGUUUUGAUCUCGUCUCGGCACUGGCUACCCUCGCCGCGUGCUUGGUGUCACUGACUUUGCUGCUGGCCGUGUCCCAACAGCUGUGGCAGCUCCGCUGGGCUGCCACCCGCGACAAAACCUGCAAGCUACCAAUCCCCAAAGGCUCCAUGGGAUUCCCUUUAAUCGGAGAGACCUUCCACUGGCUGCUGCAGGUUUUCUCCAAGAUUUUCAGCCACGAGGCUCUGGAGAGUUACCUCCCCAAGAUCCAGCUGGUGAUCAAGGACACGCUGCGGGCCUGGAGCAGCACGCCCGAGUCCAUCAACGUGUACCACGAGGCGCAGAAGCUGACGUUCCGCAUGGCCAUCCGCGUCCUGCUGGGCUUCCGCAUCCCGGACGAGGAGCUCGGCCGCCUCUUCGAGGUCUACCAGCAGUUCGUGGAGAACGUCUUCUCCCUGCCCGUGGACCUGCCCUUCAGCGGCUACCGGAGGGGAAUCCGGGCCCGGGAGACGCUGCAGAAGGGCCUGGAAAAAGCCAUCCAGGAGAAGCUGCAGAACACGCAGGGCAAGGACUACGCCGACGCCCUGGACAUCCUGAUAGAGAGCGGGAAGGAGCACGGCAAGGAGCUGACCAUGCAGGAGCUGAAGGACGGCACGCUGGAGCUCAUCUUCGCCGCCUACGCCACCACGGCCAGCGCCAGCACCUCCCUGAUCAUGCAGCUCCUCAAACACCCGCGGGUGCUGGAGAAGCUGCGGGAGGAGCUGCGGAGCAAAGGGAUCCUCCACAAUGGCUGCAUCUGCGAGGGCUCCCUGCGCCUGGACAACAUCAACGGCCUCCAGUACCUGGACUGCGUCAUCAAGGAGGUUCUGCGGCUCUUCACCCCCAUCUCCGGGGGGUACCGGACCGUGCUGCAGACCUUCGAGCUGGACGGUUUCCAAAUCCCCAAGGGCUGGAGCGUGAUGUACAGCAUCCGGGACACCCACGACACCGCUCCCGUCUUCAAGGACGUGGACGUCUUCGACCCCGACCGCUUCGGGCAGGGCCGGAGCGAAGACAAGGACGGCAGGUUCCACUACCUCCCCUUCGGAGGAGGCGUACGGACCUGUCUGGGGAAGCACCUGGCCAAGCUUUUCCUCAAGGCUCUGGCCAUCGAGCUGGCCAGCACCAGCCGCUUCGAGCUCGCCACCAGGACUUUCCCCAAAAUCACCCUGGUGCCCGUGGUCCACCCGGUUGACGGACUCAAGGUCAAAUUCUUCGGACUGGAUUCCAACCAGAACGAGAUCCUGACGGGCACAGACGCCAUGCUGGGGGCCACCGUGUAAAGCCCGCGCCGGUGGCACCAGGGACGGGCAGCCGGGGGAGGCAGGGGUGGGGUGGGGGCGAGGGGAUGGACAGGAGGGGAGGAGAGAGGGAUGAGGACCUUCUCCACGGCGCUCACCUCCGGAUCGGGACUGCUUUUCCAGCAGGGAAGCUGCCGGAAGCGUUUUACUCUUCCCGCGGGACGCGGAGAAGGUCGGGGUGGCGGCGUCUUGUUUCGUCGGGAAGGAGGAAGAUCCGCAAAAGCCGAGUCGAGCUGGGAUGGCCGACCAUACACAGUAUCUAAUUAUUAUAAAUAUAUAUAUAUAAAUAUCUAUAAAACACUUCUGCUGCCAGGAGGAGAAGGCCCGACUGCGGGAAAGGCUUGGGAAUCAGCCGAGGAUCUGAGGUCUGGUGUCCCGGGGCAGCUCUGGGGUGACCUCUGACCUUUUUUUUUUAACAGUGUUAAAUUAGCUGGUGAUAACAGUGUUUUUA
This is a messenger RNA of Onychostruthus taczanowskii (white-rumped snowfinch), 1988 nucleotides long. RefSeq names its product cytochrome P450 26B1. Gene Ontology annotation, biological process: sterol metabolic process. Gene Ontology annotation, molecular function: monooxygenase activity; oxidoreductase activity, acting on paired donors, with incorporation or reduction of molecular oxygen; heme binding. The record is from RefSeq and is a predicted model, not a curated record. The coding region runs from base 209 to 1519 and encodes 436 amino acids. The transcript is spliced from 5 exons. Lineage: Eukaryota; Metazoa; Chordata; Aves; Passeriformes; Passeridae.